Messenger RNA from Fulvia fulva, 2094 nucleotides. RefSeq lists its product as uncharacterized. The transcript is spliced from 4 exons. The record is from RefSeq and is a predicted model, not a curated record. NCBI's taxonomy places the organism in Eukaryota, Fungi, Ascomycota, Dothideomycetes, Mycosphaerellales, Mycosphaerellaceae. Bases 1 to 2094 code for a protein of 697 amino acids.
AUGUCAUUUCCCUUGCCUCACAAGUCUGGAUAUUACAGCGAUAUCGUCGGCAGGCUCUUGGACCAUCAUCCUUCUUUGCCACACUAUGCUGCCAUCUUCAGGAUUGUAUCAGACCCACAUCGCUCGUUUGCCAACGCUGCCCGGCAACUCAAGCAUCUAGCCCGCCCUGAAUUCGACGUAACCUUCACGCCUCACUACAACAGCUUUACUUUCAGUGGGCAACUCGAGACGGCGCGGCAAUUGCAAGACAGCAAGCGGUGGCGUGCCAUGUUGCUGAACCAACGGCAUGCAGAUAUACCUUACGUUGAUACUACUGCAGCGUCACGCAUACCAUCAGACGACCAGGAGAGGCAUUUCCAGUCGUUACGGACUUGCAAACCAUGGAAUCUCGAAGGACUAGACAUUAUCGACAGUCUGAAGCAUGUCAAAGGUGGUCUCCAUCUAAUUAUGGGGCCAGCAGCCACCGGAAAGAGCAUGCUCAAUCGUGCACUGAGUCUGUACUUUUGGUGCCUGGGCUACCAUGUGCUGUCGAUUUCUCCCGCAAACAGCAAGUGUGACGCCGUUGCGAGCGGACUUACGCCUGCACAGCUCUAUGCUGAGUUCCCUGACUGGAACCUGUCCAAGUUCGAGUUUCUGCGGCUCUUUCCGAGCUCACGGGACAUCGGAGUGAGCAAACUCUCGCGAAAGCAAGCAGCGAAUACCUCAGUCGGUCACAAGGGCGGUGAAGUGCUCUCAUUCCAAGAGUUUCUGAUAGCUCUCGAUGAGAGGGAGCAAGUGCAGGGAACUGUCAAGCAAUACGGCGUCUUGCAGGCGAUGAUCGUCGCUGCAGAGAUGAGGAGGUUGGCUAAGAUGAUGAGACAAAAGAUCGGUGAGGCCGAUGUGGACGCCUGGGCAUGCCUCAGCGAACUGAUCGACGAACACCGCCAACACGCCAUUAAGGCCAGCGAUGUCGCUGCUCAUCAACGGAAGAAGCAAGAUUCCGAUGAGGAGACGCCCGUCGACUGGUCGCACUACGAGGAGGCGUACCGUGCGUGCAAGGACCACAUCAUCAGUCAAAGCCGAUACAUGAUCACCACGUCGGGCAACAUUCACUCCAAGGAGCUCAUCAAGAACUGGUAUGCAGAUGCAGAUGAUGGGACUAAGCGCGUCGGGGUGGUGAUCCUCAUCGACGAGGCGCCUAAGGAUCAGGAGAUUAAUGUCUGGGCUGGCAUUCUGUGCCCGCGAUGGGCACAUGCGGUGAGGGGUGUCUUCCUAUUCGGCGACGAGAAGCAAAUCGGCCCAACAAAUACUUCCACCCGCCAGCUCAACCCAUACUGGGAUCGUCUGAACCUCUCGCUGCCACUUCGCUUGAUCAGAGAAGGCUACCUAGUGUUCAGACUCAGAGAGCAGUACAGCAUACAUGCUGCCCUUGCUGACUUUCCCGGCCAAGAAAUCUACGAUGGCAACAUGCGCAGCGCUGAUGGCAUGAACAAGUCCCUCGAAGUGGUCAAGCCCGGCUUCCGCGAAGCCUUGCUGAACAUCAUCACUCGAGAAGGACAGUUUGAGUUGAAGGCUUCCGAUCAUGACCUCCGGCUGCACUGGAUUCAAGUCUAUGGGAGCCUCGUGGUGCAAGGCAACUCAAGAGGCUCACCAUCGCAUGUCAAGGUCUUCUUCGAGAACAUUUUUCCCAAGCUGUACGACUACUUCUCCUCUCGUGGAGAGAAGCUAUCGGAGAAUGUGACGAUCGUCUGUCCGUAUCGCUGUGCGAAAACCCUAUACCAGACUAAGAUUAACGAGCUUACUGCCUUUCCAUCGCAGUUUACGGUCGAUGACAUGCCACGACUUGAGACUGUCGAUGGUGGUCAAGGCCACUCAUCUUUCAUGGCCAUCCUCGAUGCCACAUUCCCAGAUGGCGACCACCUCGGCUUCAUGACCCCGGCUCGUGUCAACAUCGCCGUCACUCGCGCAACAGAUGUGUUCUGGGUCCUUGGUGGCUCUUUGUUGUGCGAUCGAGAGGAGAACAAGCAGUCGCCACUGGUGAAGUAUCGCCGUGAGAUGUCGAAGGCUGGUAGGGUCCAUGCUCUGCAGGAGGACGCUGUCGGAAGAGAGCUAUGA